This is a messenger RNA of Puma concolor (puma), 1002 nucleotides long. The record is from RefSeq and is a predicted model, not a curated record. NCBI's taxonomy places the organism in Eukaryota, Metazoa, Chordata, Mammalia, Carnivora, Felidae.
AUGGCCACCAUCCAGUCCGAGACCGACUGCUAUGACAUCAUUGAGGUGCUAGGCAAGGGAACCUUCGGGGAGGUGGCCAAGGGCUGGCGGCGAAGCACGGGGGAGAUGGUGGCCAUCAAGAUCCUCAAGAACGAUGCCUACCGCAACCGCAUCAUCAAGAAUGAGCUUAAGCUUCUGCGCUGCAUGAGAGGCCUGGACCCAGAGGAGGCCCACGUCAUCCGCUUCCUCGAGUUCUUCCAUGAUGCCCUCAAAUUCUACCUGGUCUUUGAGCUGCUGGAGCAAAACCUCUUCGAAUUCCAGAAGGAGAACAACUUCGCACCCCUCCCUGCCCGCCACAUCCGCACGGUCACCCUGCAGGUGCUCAGAGCCCUGGCUCGGCUCAAGGAGCUGGCGAUUAUCCAUGCCGAUCUCAAGCCCGAGAACAUCAUGCUGGUGGACCAGACCCGCUGCCCCUUUAGGGUCAAGGUGAUUGACUUCGGCUCAGCCAGCAUUUUCAGCGAGGUGCGCUACGUGAAAGAGCCAUACAUCCAGUCGCGCUUCUACCGGGCCCCCGAGAUUCUGCUGGGGCUGCCCUUCUGUGAGAAGGUGGACGUGUGGUCCCUGGGCUGUGUCAUGGCUGAGCUGCACCUGGGCUGGCCCCUCUACCCGGGCAACAACGAGUACGACCAGGUGCGCUACAUCUGUGAGACCCAGGGCUUGCCCAAGCCCCACCUGCUGCACGCCGCCCGCAAGGCCCACCACUUCUUCAAGCGCAACCCUCACCCUGAUGCCAGCAACCCCUGGCAGCUCAAGUCCUCGGCCGACUACCUGGCUGAGACCAAGAGGCCGGGCCCUGAGCUCUUCGACCCCAGCAGCUGCCCUGGGGAAUGGCUGAGUGAGCCAGACUGGACCCUGGAGGGUGUCAGGGGGCCCCUGGCUCAGGGGCUCCCACCCCACCACGUUCACCCGCAUGGUGCACCCCGGACCACCAGCUUCCUGCAGCAUGUCGGUGGGCACCAUUGA